Prosopis cineraria is the source of this 816-nucleotide messenger RNA. RefSeq names its product putative disease resistance protein RGA3. The coding region runs from base 21 to 632 and encodes 203 amino acids. The record is from RefSeq and is a predicted model, not a curated record. NCBI's taxonomy places the organism in Eukaryota, Viridiplantae, Streptophyta, Magnoliopsida, Fabales, Fabaceae. The transcript has 2 exons.
AUGGUUGUCUUAAUCUGGACAUGUUUACACAAUUUGGGGGAUCUGCUCUUACCUUAGAAUCUUUUGGUGCCUUUGAUUGCAAAAGUCUUAGAUCAAUGGCAGAAGUGAAAAUUGAUUCCCUUGGUGCCCUUCAAAAGUUUAAUCUUUCUCGGCUUCCGAAUUUUAACUUGCUGCCUCAACAUGGUUUACCUUCUAACUUGCGAUCAAUUUUGGUUGAUGAUUGCAAGGGACUAUCAUCUAUGUCCAUAGAGGAUUGGGGUUUCCAACGGAUGGCUUCUCUCUUAGAAUUUUGGUUUAGAGGUGAUGAAGGUGAAGGUAUUCUCCACAAUUUACUGAAGAAACAGUUACUGCCAACUUCUCUUGUGCGUGUCUACAUACGGAAUGUCCCUAAUCUUAAAUUCUUGGAUGGAAAAGGGAUUCAACACCUUGCUUCUCUAGAAGCACUCUACAUCCAUGAUUGUCCAAACCUUGAAUCUUUGCCAGAAGAUGAUCUGCCAUCCUCUCAUUUGUUAUUGCAUAUCUCUCGCUGUCCUGAAUUAAGAGAGAGAUGUCAUUAUCAGAGAGGAAAGCACUUGUCCAAGAUUGCUCAUACUCCUACUAUAAAGAUUAAUGACCAACACUAUGAUUCUUGAGGGAGAUGUUACAUGCAUAGAAUCAAAAGGCUUGCACAUCACAAUGUUGGUAUUCCCUUGUGGUCAUAGCAUUUGUUUACAUCUUAUGACUAGAUCUUGCCUGCAGCAGAUAUAGGUGAACUUCUAGAAUUUGCUUAACCUCAGUGCUUCUGUAAUAUAUAUAUAUAUAUAUAUAUAUAUUCCU